Messenger RNA from Alternaria rosae, 4042 nucleotides. RefSeq lists its product as uncharacterized. Gene Ontology annotation, cellular component: nucleus. Gene Ontology annotation, biological process: regulation of transcription by RNA polymerase II. NCBI's taxonomy places the organism in Eukaryota, Fungi, Ascomycota, Dothideomycetes, Pleosporales, Pleosporaceae. The record is from RefSeq and is a predicted model, not a curated record. The transcript is spliced from 5 exons. Gene Ontology annotation, molecular function: DNA-binding transcription factor activity, RNA polymerase II-specific. Bases 1 to 3588 code for a protein of 1195 amino acids.
AUGUCAUCCCUACGACCUGCACACAUUGUGCUAAACCCGUACUUCUAUCCGGCCGGUAAUUCACCAGCCGUGUGUCUGACUCAAACCCAUCCGCCAGACAGAGAUGCUGCUCUGCUCCUGCUUGGUUGCGGCGACAUCCGUAACAUCUUGUUCACCAUCUACAACGGCUCGGGCACAGACCACCGCCGCCUCGACUUCACUUGUUGCGACCUAGAAGCCGAGAUCAUCGCUCGUAAUGCGCUCUUACUCACGUCGAUACUUGAUGAUAUGACAGGCGAUCACACUCAGCAAUUAUGGAACAUAUACUAUCACAACUUCCUCGACUCUGAGUCCGCAAGACUGCUUCAGACUCAGGCCGCAAGACUUGUUGCUCAUGCUCAAUCACUUGAAGUUUGGGAAACCGGCUCUUAUGCGCAAUGUGUUGAGUUCGGCGACAGGACCACAUUCGCGAAGGCCCUCGAGCUCUGGAAGAUAUACGCUACGCCGCCGGCCGAUAAGAAGCAAUACAGACAAUUACAAGCAACACUGAGAGUGCAGUGGCGCGCCGCAAAGCGAUGGCAAGAGAUCAAAGUCGAGCCUCACGAAUUGCAACUCACUGGUGGUCGAUCAUUUGCUCCUAUCUUCCAAGAAGCACCAGUCGAGCUAAACGAAAUGUAUCGUACAUUCUGGCGAACUGGAACUUGUCUGGAAAACAAGGAGAUGAUCAGUCAACUGACUAUCGCAAAUCCGAUGUUCGUGUGCUUUCGCGAGGGUCUAAUCCUCCACUAUGGAACCAGUCCGCUGCUAGGGUUUCAUCAUGCUUCAGCUUACGCCCGCCUAUCCACCAACUCGCCGUUGCAAACAAGCGAAGCAAAUAUAAAGGAAAUGCCCAAACCUAUGGCCUCUGCACUCACGCAAUUCUCCGCAUGGUGCAAGGCCUUCCGCCUCAACGCGGCGAGGGUCAAAGUUCGCUAUGUCUGCUCUGAGGCCAUCGCGUUCUGCCAUGUUCUACGCCAUCAACGGCUACACGGAGAGUCACGGACUGCCAACUGGUAUCGCAACAAUUGGGGUUAUAGCCGAUUAGAGCUUGACACAACGUGUUACGGCCCGCACGGGAACGCUCCAACUGCAUUCGACGUUAUCGACACAUCGAAUCUCACAGACCAUCUUGGCAUACUCAACGUACUUGCUGCUGCUGGUCCCCUUCUUCUCAGUGGGUCGGCCGCCACAAUAAGAACUGAGAUUUUUAUACCACGAGAAACAACAGUCUCUGAAUCGGCCAAAGCACUUCUAAGUGGCGAUCUACCUACCGUCGCUCUUCUGCUUGGUCUGAAGCCUGCGCAUUUCUGGUCCGACGCCACCGCUUCAUGGGAUGUCCACAACUCCAUUGAGAUGGACUCCUAUCACGCUGAAGCCUUCGUUCACGGAACAACUAGAGUCGAAUGGAUAGCGCCGAGUCUUGCCGAGUUCGUCUUCAAGAUGUAUCUCACCAUGUUUCAAGACGAGAGCCUGCAUAGCCUGCUUGGGUUACUCAACACGGGAGUCGAAGGUAUGCUUGCCCGCAAGUUCCAUACAUACGAGAUGUACUCGCGAGCAAGUUUGGCAGUUCUUCUACUGCACAUCAAGAACUCGGGAGUUGUCGAAUGGCAUCCUUUCAUUGAGCGCUUCCUAGACAUGAUAACUCAAGACAGAACCCUUAUGAUGGGUGGGCAUUCCUAUCAAUCCCUUUUGGUGUAUGUUCAUACAUUUGGUCUGGCUGAUCUCACAACAUUUACUCAUUGGCAUCCGGAUCACCACCGCAAAGAUCUGCAGAAGGGCCCAUUCCGAGAGUGGAGCACUGUACCGCCAACAGUAUGCGUCACGAUGGCCAUACCGCAUAGUGCGGUUGCGAUGUUUGCAGACCUCGCAAAUGGAUGUGGUACGCCACAGUGCCACAUAAUGACACAGACCUCUCUGUCUUCGAAGCAAAAUGUCUAUCCCGAUAUUCAGCUCGGUUUUGGUACGAUUACGACUUCAGGCACGGAUUUCACAGACGAUUACGCGUUGAACAUCCGAGAGGAUCCACAAGGCUGGUCAGGCCAAGCACCGCUCAUCGUCUCGACUAUGGUAUCUACACUUGGACUGGUGUUCGAAGGCGACCCUGCUUGCGAAGUUAAGCUUUGCUUGAAGAAUACACCAUCUAUUGCUGCCGAAUUUUCACCCGGCCUUGGUCCAUUGCUAGAGAUUUUUGGGUCGGCGGUCGGUCGGAAAGAUGUUCAUAUCACGAGACAUCGCCCGCAUAUGACUGAUGAUGUCUCAGUUGGAGCUAUAGAGGAGGUCAAAUCUGGACUAGAUGGCGAAUUCUCAAUCACUGUGAAACUUGCAUUGGACUCUACUGGCAGCAGGAUAUCCACCCUCGCAGUGCGCUUCAAAACCUUAUCAGCCAAAGCCGUAGCAGUCUUGCAGAGUGGAGGCUCUAUAGAUGUGCAACUUCGAGACCCGUUCAGUCUAGAAUUGAAGAUACACAGCGGAGAUGAUCUGUGUCAGGCCACAGUCCAACUCCCGAUGCCCCUGGAGUUAGGUCAAAGUAAGACCAAGAUUGCUCGGAAGUCUAUGUGGAUCGAAUACUCGGCACCCGUCGCAGAAUCAGCAUCCUUGUCUGCCCAACCAAAUGCGCUUUUCCCGUUGCGAAAAGACCCAAGGUCAUCUACCGUUGAGCUAGACCAGCUUCAUUAUGUAUGCCCCGAUGUCCUACCUUUUCUCCAUAUCGACACUGAGGGCCCUCAUGCUCUGUGGCUGAAAUGGCUUACUUCUGGCAAUGCUACCAUGUCGAGUUCAGAGCUUGAUCUAUGUAGGAAGCUCCAAAAGAGAGACGAAGCGCUGCCUAGGCGUAUAGGAGUCAAGAAUCGAAUCUUCCAAAUGAUUUCAGGAUUUGCGGACCUCAACAGCACCGCCCGAUGCUCUAUAUUCCGUAUCGAGGAUUUCCAUGGAACUGUUGCGAUCGUCAUGGUCUAUGCCAUUCGUAUGGAUCUGUCCAACCAGACGGUCUUCUUGGACGCUGCGGUCAUUCAGAUGCUCAACACCUUACCCAAGGAGUGUACAGCAGCGGUAGAGGAGAUAGCUGAUGCUGAUAUUGUUACUUUUAAAGUCUCCGAUCAAGAGGCCCUGUUCUGGAAGCAUCUCCUACCAGCGUUCGCGGAGCGGUGUCGCCAGUGGCAGCACAAGCUUUCGUGCGAGUAUGAGCAACAAAACAUGAUUCCGAUCUAUACCGUACCAGGAGAGAGCUUCAUGUGCAGGUGUGGGUUAAGCAUCUUCCCUGACGGCUAUCUGGACAAUCUUGAAGCUUUCAAACCGCUAGCACGGUUCUCCGUCCGUGUCGCCAUACCCGUCAUCUUUCCUUCUCCCGUCAGCCGAGACCGCUCUCCACCAGAUUGGCCAAUGGACAUUACCGAGCCGAGCCACCCGAAGCAGGACUGCUGCAAGGUAUGCAGUGCGCGCAAGUCAAGUGAUGAAAGGCUGUUGCAGAAGUGUGCGGGCUGCAAGGUAACGCUGUACUGCUCCCCGGCAUGCCAGAAGAAAGAUUGGAAGAAGGACCACAAGCAAUUGUGCUCACAGUUGAAAGACGGCUAAAACGCUCGAUUGCGCUCUAGUGUCGUAGCGGAAGUUGGGCGUACUACAACCACGUAACUUGUAGAAAGUCGAGGUUGCCGUAUUUCCUUCCCUCAUGCGUAGGUGUAUGUUGAGACCUUUCUGACCGGUAACUUGUACUGUAGGGUACAGAACCUACAUCUGGCUUUCACGACGACACAAGAGUUGCUUUCCUAGCCUACUCGCUUGUGAUGGAGGGGUCAGUUGAAGGAUUUGCGACAAUGGUUGCCCCUCAUCUCUGGCGAUCUCUUGGGUACCAAGGCUUGGAAGUAUUGACGUGGACAGACGGCGCUACUCUGAUCACACACACUCACACACGUUGUCAAAAUGUAGAUCGUCCAACACUACUACUACGCGCGAUGUUUUUAGUACAUUGUCUGUCGUGAAGCUUUGAAGAGUCGCCACGAGGCUGUGGUGUGUAGCGGCCGUCUGCUGG